AUGGCUGUUGUGGCUGAAGACGAUGCUGUUGCGCUGUUUGACUACACGCAGACUGUGCCACACGCGCUCGAGUGCCCCAUCUGCCGGAGCCCGCUAGCGGACCCAGUGCAGACGCCGACAUGCCAACACCUGUUCUGCCGAGCCUGUCUCGCCCGCUCGCUCGCCCUCGCCCGGUCUUGCCCCAUCGACCGGUCUCCGCUCGACUCGGUUGACGACUGCGAGCCCGCACCGAGGGCCGUAAGGGAGUUGCUCGACAACUUGACCGUCAGGUGCUUGCUCAGAAACGGGGCAUGCGGGAAAGAGAUGCGCAGGGAUGAGUGGGACAGGCAUGCGUCCGUCUGCGGUCGGCGGGAUGAGAAGAGCGAGGCGGAGGCUGCCACAGUGGCGCCGACCGAGGAGAGGAGCAGUGGCGACGAGGCUGAGGACGCAGGGGCAACCCGCACGGAGCGCUGCGAGCUAUGCGACGUCGAGAUCUUGUCCUCCGAGAUGCCGGCUCACCUCACGACAUGCCCCUCGUCCCGCUGCCCCUGCACACACUGCUCGCUCAAUCUCCCUCUCUCUUCACACCCCUCUCACCUGCUUAAUUCCUGCCCCUCCGUCCCCCUUCCCUGCCCGCACGCCCAACACGGCUGUACCUACACCGGUCCUCGAACACAGCUCUACGACGACCAUCUCCCUACCGAGUGCGCUUACGAGCCGCUCAAGGACUAUCUCGAGCAGCAGGAUCGGAGGACGAGAGAGUUGGAGGGCGAGAACUGGGAGUUGAAGAAACGAGUGGGAGUGCUGGAGGGACGGUUGGAGAGCGUGGAGAGGCUCAUAGAGGGACUGCGGAAGGGGAUGGGCGAGUACUUCCCGGCGGACGACAAACCCUCUUCCUCGACUUCCUCAAAACCCUCGGCGUCAAUACCCUCUCCCUCAUUCUCGUCGACACUCUCAACCCUCUCUACCCAGUCCACAAACCUCUCCAGCACUCUCUCGUCCCUCUCGCACUCGCACCACCAACACCUCUCCACAACGCACCACCUAGUCGACGAACUUGCGGCGCUCCGAGCCGGUCUCGCAGGCGUACGGAUCCAGGUCGGGGGAGUGAUGAUGGAGAUGCAGCGUGUGGCUGCGAGCGGAGGCGGAGGCGGGAUGAUGCUUGGUCGACGAGCAGGCGAAGCAGAGGACGAAGUGGGCGAGGCGGGCGGUCCGGCGGGUACGAGCGGCCAGGGCGCAUCUUUCCCGCCGCCCUUCUUCCGUUCGAGAACUAUGCCCUACCCGCCUCCUCCGCAUGCACAGAUGUACGGCGGACCGCCUGGACUCGACUAUGCAGGAGGCAUGGGCGCGCAGGGUGCGAGGGGCGUGUAUGGGGGUAUGUAUGGGGUCGGAGCGGGAGCAGCGGGAAUGGGUCCGCUCAGUCCUGGAAUGGGCGGGGCUGGUGUGAAGCUGUAG
Molecule: messenger RNA, 1434 nt
Organism: Rhodotorula toruloides NP11
Lineage: Eukaryota; Fungi; Basidiomycota; Microbotryomycetes; Sporidiobolales; Sporidiobolaceae
Product: zinc finger, RING-type protein
Exons: 3
Coding region: 1-1434 (477 amino acids)
Molecular function (GO): zinc ion binding
Source: RefSeq, a predicted model, not a curated record